This is a messenger RNA of Penicillium pulvis, 771 nucleotides long. RefSeq lists its product as uncharacterized. The coding region runs from base 1 to 771 and encodes 256 amino acids. The record is from RefSeq and is a predicted model, not a curated record. The transcript has 2 exons. NCBI's taxonomy places the organism in Eukaryota, Fungi, Ascomycota, Eurotiomycetes, Eurotiales, Aspergillaceae.
AUGACUCCCGAAGAGGUCGGAAGGCAGCGCAAGGCUCCGUCGGCUACAUCCCCUUACCAAAGGGUUAUCCCAACAGUCAUCCUUGCCCUCAAAGCACUCAUCGACAACAACAUCGCGGUCGUGGAGUAUGGAGCCCAGAUUCAAUACAGACAUGGAGACAAAAGAUAUCUCAUGAAUCCAGAAUGGGUAAUCCCCGAUGACCAGCUCCCCUUCGCAUCGCAGAUCCUCCUCGAGGCCGACUACCCCCGCAUCUACCCCAAUCCACGACCCUGGGUAGGAUAUCGGGACAAUCAAUGCUGGGCUCACUACAUCGGUGCCCCGUCGGCAAACCUCAAUUAUGGUAUCGUCUACCUUGUACCAAUGUCAUUGGUUGGCUUCUCCCUCGAGGAGACCAUGAGAGUCAAACCGACAUUCGACAAUGUCCUUCAAAUCCUCACUCCCAAACCGGCCCCUUACAUGCGUUCUUUGAUCCAGAUGCUUCGAGGAUUUCCAGUCAACGAUGUUCGUCGAUACCGUGUGCAGAUGGAUCUCAUAAGCUUUGUGUGCAAAGGUCUCUUGCAAGCAUCCAUGGAGGGUCUGCCUUACUACAUUCCUCGGGACGAGCAGUUCAAGAAGAGGGCUCUUGAUGCGGUAAAGAUUGCGAGGACUUGGGACUGGGGACCUGUGGAUCCAAUUCUUGCUCACCUCGUACACCGUAUUAUCUGUGAGCCUCAGUACAUCUGGGAUCUUACGGCUGAUUCGGCGGUCCCGCCACUCCCGACUCUUGCGUGA